AUGCGGACUCCAUUACGAGCCGCUAUAGCCAUAGCGCUAAUUAUAACCUUGUUUUUGGUCAAAUUUCACCUCGAUUCAGUCUUGCAAUGGCAGAAUGAUAAUAUCACUUCCGACCUCUAUGCCCUAAAUGGCGAUGCAUAUAUCGAGCUGGUCUCGGCCCAUACUGCGACGCCCGCCACACCAGCUUCACAUACCCAAACCCGGAGGAAAUGGUCCCCCACGGCCCGGCCAACUCCCCGUCUAGUAAUAGCCAAUCCUGAACCGAAGCGCAUCCCCGUCGAUGUCCCCGGCGCUGAAUGGGCGGGAGAACUAUUCUUCAGAUCCAGAGGAGCGCCCAAAUUCUACGAUCCAAAAAACUUACUCGACAAUGCCCAAAUACUCGCUCCAGCAGAGCAUGAUGAUGUGAAGGCACCUUCGUCUACUGCUCCUUCUCGUCCAAAGGUCACUCCGAAGUCGGAUCGUGUAAUUGUUGUGGGGAAGAUGUCGUACGAAGACACUGAUUGGCUUGAGGAUCAGCUGCCAGAAUGGCAGCAUGCAAUUUACCUCGUCGAUGACCCCGAAGCAUCUCUGCAGGUUGAACAAAACAAAGGCAAAGAAAGCAGUGCCUAUCUGCAAUACAUUCUGGACAACUAUGACAAAUUGCCCGAGUACAUGGUCUUCCUCCACGCUCAUCAAUAUAGCGGCCACGUCGAAUUCUGGGAACAGGACAAUGUAUUGACGGUCCAAAGACUCCAACUAGACUACCUCCGACAAGUUGGAUAUCUCAAUCUACGCUGCGACUGGAAUCCCGGAUGUCCCGAUGAGGUCCAGCCAUUCCGACAAACGGCUGGCCGCACCACCGAGCUUGCCUUCGCAGGUGCUUGGAUCCGUAUCUUUAACAACACUGAUGUGCCUGAGAUUGUUGCUACACCUUGCUGUGCGCAGUUUGCUGUAACCAGGGAGCAGGUCGUCCAACGCCCACGGAGCGCCUAUGAGUCGUAUCAUCAUUGGCUUAUGAAAACCGAGCUGGAUGAUGAGACGAGUGGCCGUGUCUUUGAAUACAUAUGGCACAUUAUUUUCGGGCAGAAUCCCGUGUUUUGUCCUGCAAAGGCACAGUGUUACAAGGAUGUAUAUGCCAUGGAUUAUGAGGAGCCAGCUGAGGAUUUCUUUGAUGAUGACUUCUGGGGCAAUUGGUACGAUGAAACACCUUUGGACGAAACACCUUUGGACGAAACACCUUUGGACGAAACACCUUUGGACGAAACACCUUUGGACGAAACACCUUUGGACGAAACACCUGUGCAUACAACACCUCUGGAUGAGAUAUGA
Molecule: messenger RNA, 1308 nt
Organism: Penicillium samsonianum
Lineage: Eukaryota; Fungi; Ascomycota; Eurotiomycetes; Eurotiales; Aspergillaceae
Product: DUF3431 domain-containing protein
Exons: 3
Coding region: 1-1308 (435 amino acids)
Source: RefSeq, a predicted model, not a curated record